GGGAGAAAGGCUCUGUUAGCGGUGUCUAUGGAGACAAAGCGUUGUUGCUGAGAUGCUAUUCGCGCCCAAUACGUCGUGCUUGAAGCGUGAACAUUGAUGCUGUCCGAGUGUUUAUUGGAGAGAUCUGUGAGCAGCUACCUCUCAUCAAUCGAAUUGCAACCAAACUACUCAGCCGGAAAUGACUUAAAUCCGUCCCACCGUCUCCCACGUGGUCGUCCCCACGACGGCCGCGUUGGGUGGAGGUCGCAGCGUCUACCAUGCCGCUGUUGCACGGCAGCCUGAAGUUGAAGCGGGAGACUAAGAUAACGCGUCUCCUCUUCAUUCACGUGUUCCUGCUUCCCGUCCUGCCCCGUGCCAUCGACCUGUACCACACAACAACAACGGCAAAACAAGCAACACAAACUGCUAAAAACAGCAACGCGAAUGAUCUCGCUAGCAGGGCAACUACAGCAACCUCCUGCUCCAACCACGGCACCCUGAUCAACGACGUCUGCGUGUGCAACAGCAUAUGGAUUGCAAAAAUGUCUGGGUCCGGAAGAAUCCGAGAUCUGUCAUGCAGUUUUUACCUGACCAAGAUCCUCUGGCAUGCACGCUUCAGCAUCACAGACUUUGAGCACUUAUCCCAAUGCCUAAUCCGCAUGACAAACCCCCUCUCUUGCAAAGAAACGAAGAAAUGGGGCUUUUUGCUAGCCAUGCAUGACAGAUUUUGUCAUAAUGUAGACUUGGCGUCACAAAUUCGAAUCCUUCCAGACCCAGACACUUUUGCAUUUGAUACAGCAGCUAUUUCGGCAAAGCCUGUGAGUCCAAGCGUUGUCCGAGCGAUUGCAACAACAACGGCGUCUGUGAUCCGAAGCUUGGAAAAUGCACGUGCAACAAGGGGUACAGUGUAUGAAUUGCAAAAGUAUCGUACUCGUAUAAAUGCAUUACAAAUUUCCUCAGCAUGAGAGAUAAAAUUUGUCAUGCGGAUUUACCUUAGGAACAAAAUUUGUAAUGCAUGACUGCAAUGACUACGAGUGCGAUACUUUUGCACAGGAUACAGUGGAGACAACUGCAAAACCCAACUUGGUCCGAACCCACUCUCCGGCUUGUCGUCCCACACGAAGAAGUUUGGGGAUAAUCUGAAACUAGAUUCCAAACCCCCGGGGGAGAAGCAGAAAGAGAAGAAGAAGCUGCUGGAGAAGUUAUUGAAAAAAAACGAGCAGAAAAAGUGCAAAGACGACUGCAACUCAAACGGCAGCUGCGACAACGGCUCGUGUACCUGCUUCCCGGGUUACAGCGGGGAUAGCUGCGGAGUUUACUGUCCGAAUGAUUGCACGGGGAGGGGGCACUGCGUUGCCGGGGCGUGUUUGUGCUUUUCCGCGUUUCGGGGGGCGGACUGUAGCAUCCGAAUUGCGUGCAGCGAUCAUGGAGCGGAGGUGCGAAUUCUUCUACUUUGUAUGUUGUAGUGCAACUGAAAUUUUUCAUUUUAAAAAGAAACAGAUGAGAAUCGUGACGCACUGUUCCUACAAGAGCCUGACAGAGGUUUCAAUUGCGGCGUAUUCGAUCAUGCACCAGUUUUGGAAGUAGAGGACUUCAUAAUCAUCAAUCAAAGCCCUGUACUACAGAACGACGCCGGGCAAUGUGUGUGCGACGAGGGUUGGUGGGGCGCCGACUGCAGUGUGGAAGCCGUUUGCCAAGAUCCAACUUGUUCCACGCACGGCGAGUGCAGAAAAGGGACCUGCCAUAUGGGAUUCUCAAACGUUACACUCUCAACUGCUACAUGGAUUUGCCAUGCAGAACUACCUUAAGCCGCCAGAUGGUCCAGCUGCUUCGCAUGACAAUUCUGCGGGGGGCUAAACAGCCCCUAAAUCUGUGCGGAACUUGUAAUGCAAAAGGCGCAAACUUCGCCCUUUCACUUUUGCCGUUCUUGCAUUACAAGUUCAUGUAACAGUUGAGAAUGUAACGUUUGAGAACGCCAUAUGUCACUGCGAAGCGGGGUUCUCCGGCGUUUUGUGCGAGACCCCGCCGAAGGAGUGCGACCCGGCCUGUCCAGCGAUAUCAACUGUAAAAAUGUCUGGGUCUGGAAGAAUCCAACUUGUCAUGCUGAUUUUGGAUGCUAAAAAAAAAUUGUAUUGCAUGAGCAGCAAAGAGAGUCCAAGUUUUGCUACACGGAGAGCGCAUUUGUCAUGCGGUAGAGGCAUCAGGAAGCCCUCACAAAAUCUGUGAUGCUAGGGCAUGCAUCACAGACAUCAGGAGUCAUGCAAAAUGUGCAUGACAAACCUGGCAAUCUUCCAGACCCAGACAUUUUUACAUUUGAUAAGCGAACGGGGAGUGCGAUAGAUUGACCGGGAAGUGCAUGUGCGACGGUGCACCGUGCCCGAAAGAAGCACCAAAUGGUGGGGCCGGCGGUGGAGGUGCUUCUUCUGCGCAGGACAAGUUAGAAGCCGCGGCCCACGGUGGCGACAUAGCCGCGCCCGCGCCGCCCGGGAAGUCUUGCGGGGACAACGGAGAGUACAAUUCUGCGAUUAAUGCCUGCGACUGCAAGGCGGGUUUCCACGGCGAUCGGUGCGAAAUUCAGCGGUGCCCGGGAUUUAGUGAGGAGGAGGGCGUUGACGAUUGCCACGACCAGGGGAUGUGCAUCAACGGGAAGUGCCAAUGUUUAGCCGGGUUCGGGAUGAAGGAUGGGUCCGAGCCGAACAGUUGCAAGGAUAAAGUGUGUCCCAUGGACUGCGGGAAGCACGGGAAGUGUGUGGAGGGGGCCUGCGAGUGCGAAGCUGGUUGGACCGGCAUUGGGUGUCGGGAGCCGAGCUGCAACGACUGUAAUGGCAGAGGGGUUUGCACUUUCGUCGAACAGUAUUCCACGACGGGGGUGAAGAUGACGGCGCCGGACUGUAUCUGCGACGAGGGCUUUGCGGGGAAGGAGUGUGAGAAAACGCAAUUUGAGCAGCCGAAGUGCCUAUCAAAUGUAAAAAUGUCUGGGUCUGGAAGAAUGCAUGUUUGUCAUGCUUGUCUUGCAUGACUCUUAAAUCUGUCAUGCAAGUUACCCAAGAGCUCCACUUUUCUGUGAUGCAGAAACGCAGUUUGUGAUGCAGAAUAGGCAACACCUAGAAGCUCAGAAACUUGUGAUGCUGAAACAGCAUUUCUGGCCUCAUCAUGAGACGCCACCCAGCAUCACAAGUUUCCAGACCCAGACAUUUUUACAUUUGAUAGUGCCCGGCGGAUUGCAACGGCAGGGGGAUGUGCUUCGACGGGAGGUGUGUUUGCAAGACUGGUUUCUACGGCGAGGAUUGCGGGAAACGGAAUUGCGGGUUGGGAAAAUUGGGGCCAAACUGCAAUUUAGACCAGUGUGCCAACGACUGCUCCGGAAAGGGGUUGUGCUUUGAGGGGAAGUGCAGCUGCAACAAAGAUUUCGCCGGUCCGGACUGCUCGAUUCCGAAGAUCUGCUACGGCGCGUGCUACAACAGCUGCGCGAGCGGAGCGGGGAGUAAGUGUGAAUUCUGCAAGGGGCAGUGCUUGACGUUGCAGAGUAAUCCGAUUAUCGGAAAACACAAUCCGAUGGAGGAUCUAGCGACGAGCUUGCUGGGGAUUAGCAAGGUGGAGACGUAGAAGUGCUGAGGAUUUGACACGGCAGACGCAACAAUGUGACUCGGUGCAUUGUGAAAAUUUCUUUUCUUUUCCGCGUACUUGAUAACGCUUCAGAAAAAGCAGCCGUUGGCUGCGUUUGAGCCGACCUGGUACUCGCUACAAAGUGUUGGAGUUGGGGAAUUGAUUCUUCCUUUUCUCGUUCCUCAUCG
Amoebophrya sp. A120 is the source of this 3773-nucleotide messenger RNA. The record is from the annotation of a GenBank genome assembly. Lineage: Eukaryota; Dinophyceae; Syndiniales; Amoebophryaceae.